AUGGAAUUCUUAAAAAGACACGAAGGUCAUAUGCAUAUGAGUGAUCCAGCCUCAUCAAUGGCCAUGUCAGUCACUUCAGCAGUUAUGGAAAUGGCUUCAUCGACAAUGGACAUGGCAAUGUCAUCUAGUACUUCGCUGGGUAUGGCUAUGGAAGGUAUGGAUCAUGGAUCUUCUCAUAUGGCAAUGAACAUGUGGCUCACGGCAUCAUAUAAAGAUUAUCCUGUUGUAUUCAGAGAUUUAAGAGCUAGCACCAAAGCUCAAGCCUUUGGGAUAUUUGUUUUGUUAUUCUUUGUUGCUUUCCUUGCUAGAAUGUUGGAAUUUGUUCGAAAUUAUCUUGAAGAAAUUGUUUGGAAAAAUAAUAAUUAUGUUGAAGUCGAACAAGGAAUUUCUCAACAUAGUGCCAAUUUGCAACCACCACCAGUUAAAUCAUGUUGUGAUGAUACUGAAAAAGAAGUUGUUUCCGAUGAAAGUAUUGAUAAACAGAAUUCUCCACAACAUGAAGAAACCACUAAACCUCGUGGUACCGGUAAGUCAUUAUCUUUAGCAUCAACAAUUUCAAGAGAUAUUAUUAGACUUGCAUUAUGUAUUAUUCCAGAUUUGUUUGCUUAUUCCUUGAUGUUGGCUGCUAUGACCUACACUUUGACUUAUUUCUUUGCUGUGGUUAUUGGCUCUGGUAUUGGAAGAUUUGUUGCCGAAAGAUUAAUGGAACACUAUAGAAUUAAACGUGGCCCUCCUAGAAAUUGUUGCUAG
Candida dubliniensis CD36 is the source of this 750-nucleotide messenger RNA. RefSeq names its product high-affinity Cu transporter (gene CTR1). The record is from RefSeq and is a predicted model, not a curated record. Gene Ontology annotation, cellular component: plasma membrane. The coding region runs from base 1 to 750 and encodes 249 amino acids. Gene Ontology annotation, molecular function: copper ion transmembrane transporter activity. The transcript has a single exon. Gene Ontology annotation, biological process: intracellular copper ion homeostasis; copper ion transmembrane transport. Lineage: Eukaryota; Fungi; Ascomycota; Pichiomycetes; Serinales; Debaryomycetaceae.